Molecule: messenger RNA, 1174 nt
Organism: Periophthalmus magnuspinnatus
Lineage: Eukaryota; Metazoa; Chordata; Actinopteri; Gobiiformes; Gobiidae
Gene: pou2af3
Product: lnc RNA pou2af1
Exons: 5
Coding region: 170-982 (270 amino acids)
Molecular function (GO): POU domain binding; DNA binding
Source: RefSeq, a predicted model, not a curated record
AGCUAUAAUACAAUAUUGUUGUAUGCUCUGACACUCUUUUAAGACUUUUGUCUUUUGAUUUUUGGAGACUUUUGAAGAAUUUUCGAUCUGGGCCAUUGUUGCUGAGGCAGAAAAGACAGAGUGAAGUCCUAUUGGUCUUCAGCAGGAAAUCUAACGUCACUUCAGCAUCAUGUCGGAUAAAUCCAAGGUUUACCCGGGAGUCCGCGUCAAGACCACAGUGAGAGAACUGCUCCAGAGGCACCGUGCCCGCGAGGCCAACAGAACACAUGCCAAACCGCUCGUGUCCCAGGCGUGUUUGGAUCUGCAGGAGCUCUCUGCGUCACUCUAUCCAACUGCUCCUGCUCCAGUGUCUGACCUCAGCAGCCUCCAAGUGUCUUAUCCUGCCUCAUAUUCAGUCAGCGAGAGCCUGUCCUCCAGCCAGACGCAGGACCUGAACACCUAUAACAACAACUUUCAGCAUCAGCUUUGGGACGCUGUGCUACCUGGCAACAGCGGCCCCGGCAACCAUCUCCAUCCGCAUAUUUACCAGCAUCAGCAAAAUCCACCGCAGCAUCACAGUGGACAACACCAGCCGGGCCUCCCUCCCUCGUGGAACCAAGCACUGUCAUCAGACGCAGACUAUUACGGGCCUGGCAUGACUUCUUGUUCCCCGGCUGACUCUCUAAAGAUGUGCAGCCCCGAGGACCACAGCGGCUACUCGCCUCAUAACUCCUUCUCCUCCUCUUCCUCCACUUCUUCGUCGUCCUGCUACGACUCGCCCAGCCGCUUGGAGUCUAGUUUCUGCAGCCCUGAACCGUACCUUUACACCCAGCACUAUCUGUCCCAGGACUCUUACAACGUGGCCCACUUGUGCAUGGGUCAGCAGGAGAGCUUCACGUCUGAAUACGCUCCGUGUUACACCUCCAUGGACUAUGUGUACCCCUGCACUGACGAGAGCUUCUACAAGAGAGACCUGACAGCAGAAAUCUACAAUGCUCUAUGAUGCAGCAGCACGGAGCCUGUGUCUGUAAAUACUGUCCAUGUCAAAGUGUUAGACUGUACAUUUCAGCUUGUGCUUGUAAUUACCCUCUACUUUGGUUGGGAGUGAUUGUGACCUGAUGAAAUCCUUAAUGGAUACAACUCAACUUUUGGUAUUUUUAUAUCAAUAUUAUUUUUUACCACUGAGAUUUAUUUU